AUCCGAUUGAGUAUACUAGAUCAAUUCCAAUUUUCGUCUGCGAACACCGAUUGCAAUUGAAACCAAUGUUUACAGUAAUUGUAUAUAAUUUCAAAUACUCUUUAUUAAAAAUGUGUUUGAUUUGCAAUUUAUUUAUCUAGCAAAAAAAGAAUAAAUUAAAAUAACGUAAAUUAAGUAAUGGAUACUCUGACACAAAAUCCAAUUCGUUUUCAAUGUCAUGAAACUGAAAGCUUAUUAUUCGUUUGUUUAAUUUUUGUUUGGAGAUGCUAAAUAAUAUUGCAUUUGACAGUAAAUUGUGAAUGUUAGUUACAUGUGCACGCACUCAAUUCCAUUCGAAAUCUUGUUCGUUUUCGUUUAUAUAUUAUAAUAUUCAUACAUCACAAAGCAGUACAUAAAAUCUACAGAAUCGAUUUGCAGCAAAACAUCGAUGUUUAUGAAAAUAUCCUGUUUUUUCUUUACUGUUAGUUUGAUUUCAAUCUAUUUCCACUGCAAGUUGUGUGUUCAUGAACGGGUAAAGUUCUCAUCCCAGCUCAGCAGCUGAUUGAAACAUUUUUCCUCAGAUGCAAACUUAACAAUAGAACAAACGAUGUCGUUGUUUCGAUUUAUGUGACUUCGACGAUUUGUCCGGAGGCAUACCACACCAAUCCCAUACAGAUAAGCCAAUAAAUACAGAAAUUGGCUGAGUGUAGCGUACGCACUGUGUGCUUGGAAUAUGAUCGGCUAUAUCGUAUGGGUAUAUUCAAGUGGAAAAUUCACAAAGGAGUCAUAUGGGUUACAGAAUUCAGAAAUUGAUAUGCUAACGCCAGCUCAACAAUUUGCUUUGGCCAGUGGAGUUCAAAAAGCUAAAAUUAUUCGAAGCAGCAACAUCACGGAAACGGUGGACUUUAAAUUGGAAGACUUUGAGCAUUUGAAGAAGAAACCAGUAGAUCCUCUUGAUGAAGACAAUGUUGCCUAAUUCGUUUUAACAUGUGC
This is a messenger RNA of Sitodiplosis mosellana (orange wheat blossom midge), 972 nucleotides long. RefSeq lists its product as uncharacterized. NCBI's taxonomy places the organism in Eukaryota, Metazoa, Arthropoda, Insecta, Diptera, Cecidomyiidae. The record is from RefSeq and is a predicted model, not a curated record. The coding region runs from base 713 to 955 and encodes 80 amino acids. The transcript is spliced from 2 exons.